This is a messenger RNA of Stylophora pistillata, 1067 nucleotides long. Its product is annotated as TNF receptor-associated factor 4. The record is from RefSeq and is a predicted model, not a curated record. Gene Ontology annotation, cellular component: plasma membrane signaling receptor complex. Gene Ontology annotation, molecular function: zinc ion binding; ubiquitin protein ligase binding; tumor necrosis factor receptor binding. Gene Ontology annotation, biological process: regulation of canonical NF-kappaB signal transduction; signal transduction; regulation of apoptotic process. Lineage: Eukaryota; Metazoa; Cnidaria; Anthozoa; Scleractinia; Pocilloporidae.
GAUCACAUUCGAAGGUGUCUUAAGCUCCCAAUAACUUGUCCAAACAGUUGUGGUCUUAAAAUUUCCAGGGAAAUGAUCCCGAGUCACAUCAAAGAGGAAUGUUUACUCGCCAUAGUCUGCUGUCCCUAUGUUCAGUUGGGAUGCGAAACAAAGGUUGAGCGCCAAGCAGUGGAAUCUCACCUCCAGUCUGCUGUAAGAAUCCAUCUUGACUUAACUGUUGUUAAGUUAAAUGAGGCAAAUGAAAAUUUAGGUAUAACGCAGUCGAAGUUGGAUGAAACUGAAACUAAAUUUAGUAACACAAAUAGUCAAUUGCUUGACACAAAGAAAAAGACAGAUAAUUUAAAGAAGGAAGUCGAGACACUGCAAAGACAGUUUAAAGAGAAAGCAAUCAAAGAUCAAGAAAAUGCAAUGAAAGAGCAAAUAGUGAUGGGGAAAAGUGAAUCUCCUGGUUUUUCUUCUCUAUACAUUUGGAAGAUUGACGAGUUCAGUAAACUUAUGAGGGAGGCCAAGGCCGGUGACAAGACAGUCUAGCUUAGUGCUUCAUUCUACACAGAGAACCAUGGAUAUAAGCUGAAAGUGGUGAUAUAUCCAAAUGCCGUCAACCCUGAUGGAAAGGAUAUCCUAUCCGUGUUCAUUUGUGUAAUGAGAGGUCAAUAUGACGCCAUAUUACCCUGGCCUUUCAACAGGAAAAUAAAGUUUACUCUUAUAGAUCAACAGGAAGAUCUGGAUCAAAGGGAGAACGUUUUCCGAGUGGUCACACCACACAAUGAUCCAAAGUGCUAUGCAAGGCCUAAAAACGAACAGAACAUAGGACAUGGAAAACUAUUAUUUAUAUCACACACACAACUCGAAUCUAGGCGCUACGUUGUGGAUGACACUUUUUUCAUUCAAGUUGAGGUCGGCUCACCAUAGGAACCUUAGUUUAGCACUGAAAACCUUCAAACUGAUACAUUUUACACAACAGCAAUCUGGACCAAGGUCAUAAUUUUUAAUCCCGGAUUGGCGCAGACCCUUUUCAGAGCAAUCGGCCCCUGCGUGCGUUUAAAUGGAAAAAUCACUUGAAAGAA